This is a messenger RNA of Cyphomyrmex costatus, 1385 nucleotides long. It is a transcript of the gene Tat, whose product is annotated as Tyrosine aminotransferase. Gene Ontology annotation, biological process: biosynthetic process; L-phenylalanine catabolic process; L-tyrosine catabolic process. The record is from RefSeq and is a predicted model, not a curated record. Lineage: Eukaryota; Metazoa; Arthropoda; Insecta; Hymenoptera; Formicidae. The transcript has 11 exons. The coding region runs from base 94 to 1383 and encodes 429 amino acids. Gene Ontology annotation, molecular function: L-tyrosine:2-oxoglutarate transaminase activity; pyridoxal phosphate binding.
CGUUUCCUUGGAGACACACGUGCGACCACUGACUAUUUACUGGCAAUAUCAAUAAAUAAAGUUUCCGAGAGACACUUCUUUGCGAGCGACAAGAUGUUGGUGCCCAGCUUUCGUGAACAUUGGAACGUUUGCGCCUCCGAUAUUGCUCGGAAAACGCACAAUCCCGUAAGGUCCAUCGUAGAGAAUAUGGUUAUCGAGCCCAAUCCUGAAAAGAAGAUGAUCGCGUUGUCUAUUGGCGAUCCUACAACUUUCGGCAAUUUAAUUCCACCAGAGGAAGUGAUCGAAGCUGUUCAAAACAGCGUCACUUCGCAAUUAUACAAUGGAUACGCACCGAGUAUAGGUCAUGAAAUGGCACGAGAAGCCGUAGCUGAGUACAGCUCGAACGAAUAUGUGAAAGUCAAUUCCAAGGACGUAAUUCUGUGCAGUGGAUGUUCUUGCGCACUCGACUUGUGUAUUACGGUUUUAGCUCGAGAAGGUCAAAACAUCCUAAUUCCACGUCCUGGUUUUCCCCUCUAUCGAACGCUGGCGGAGGGCCUCGGUAUUACGGUCAAAACGUACAAUUUAUGUCCGGAGCAUGGUUGGGAAAUCGAUCUGGACGACCUGAAGGAGCAAAUCGACGAGUCGACGGCGGCAAUUAUUAUAAACAAUCCUUCGAAUCCUUGUGGCUCGGUAUUCAGCCGCAACCAUAUACUUGACAUUCUCGACAUCGCCGCUCAUUACUACGUACCCAUUAUAGCCGAUGAGAUUUACGAGCAUAUGGUAUUUCCAGGACGGACUUUCCACUCGUUAGCGUCUCUAUCGACCGAAGUUCCUAUUUUGUCGUGCAGCGGGCUGACUAAAAGAUUUUUAGUUCCAGGUUGGCGUAUGGGUUGGAUAAUAAUCCAUGAUCGUCAGAACGUGCUAGAAGCCGAGAUUCGCAAAGGUUUACAUUGUUUGAGCCAGCGAAUAAUUGGCAGUAAUACUAUUAUUCAAGGCGCCUUGCCUAAGAUACUUCAGAACACGCCACAAAAGUUUUUCGACGAUGUUAUCAAUACCUUAUACUCACAUUCUAAAUUGGCAUACAACUGUAUAAUAAAAAUUCCGGGAUUGAAACCGAUAAUGCCGGAUGGAGCGAUGUACAUGAUGGUCUACAUCGAUCUACAGUGCUUUUCGGAAUUUAAUUCCGAUGUGGAAUUCGUGCAACGGCUGCUAAUGGAAGAAUCCGUGUUUUGCCUACCCGGCCAGUGCUUCGAAUAUCACUCUUACAUGAGACUGAUAAUAACCGUGCCAAGUGAUAUGCUCGAGGAAGCUUGUCAGAGGAUUCAAGAAUUCUGCGAGAGACAUCAUUGUAAAACAGAGAAGAUCUCAAAAAAGAACGAUUUCGUCAACGAGAUUCCGUAUUAAGA